AUGUCGGAUAAAGAUCACAACCAGUCAUACCAACUAGAUGUUUCACAUAAUGAAACACAGACUUCCCAAUUUCUUCUUCUGGGAAUUUCAGAGGACUCCAGCUUGCAACCCUUCCUCUUUGGACUCUUCCUGUCCAUGUACCUGGUCACUGUGCUUGGAAACCUGCUCAUGAUUCUGGCCACAAUCUCAGACUCCCACUUGCACACACCUAUGUACUUGUUCCUCUCUAACCUGUCCUUUGCAGACAUCUGUUUCACAUCUACCAGCAUUCCAAAGAUGCUGGUAAACAUUCAGAUACAAAGCAAGGUCAUCACCUAUGAAGGCUGCAUCACUCAAGUAUACUUUUUUAUAGUCUUUGGGGUUUUGGACAAUGUCAUCUUAGAUGUGAUGGCCUAUGACCACUUUGUUGCCAUCUGUCAUCCCCUGCAGUACAUGGUCAUCAUUAACCUCAGGGUCUGUGGAUAUCUGGUACUGGGGUCCUGGAUCACAGCUGCCUUAAACUCCUUAUUACAAACCUUAACAGGGUUAAGGCUAUCCUUCUGUACAGACUUGGAAAUCCCACACUUUGUAUGUGAUCUUAAUCAAUUGGUCCUACUUGCCUGUUCUGACACCUUUGUUAAUGACAUGGUGAUGUAUUUUGCAGCUGUGCUGUUGGGUGGUGGUCCCCUUGCUGGUAUUCUUUACUCUUAUGCUAAUGUUGUGUCCAGAUUGCGAAGUCCCCAAAACCUCCAGGUGGCCGUUUCCGAUGUCUGUAGAGACUGGCUCAUAUUGGGACCUGAGUACCAUCAGCGGUACAGUAUUAAUGUGUUUUCUGAUGAACGAGACUCUGGCAACACUACAGCUAGACGACUCAAACAGCAACGGGUCUUGGUUAAAUUUGUUGGAAUAUAA
Molecule: messenger RNA, 891 nt
Organism: Heterocephalus glaber (naked mole-rat)
Lineage: Eukaryota; Metazoa; Chordata; Mammalia; Rodentia; Bathyergidae
Product: olfactory receptor 7A40-like
Biological process (GO): G protein-coupled receptor signaling pathway
Cellular component (GO): membrane
Molecular function (GO): olfactory receptor activity; G protein-coupled receptor activity
Source: RefSeq, a predicted model, not a curated record